AUGCAAGGCUAUUCAUUUGCGCCCCCAUCGGGGCCUCCCCGUGAGGGUCAAAAAAACUACGUCUUCGUCGACGAACAUAAUCGACACAAGAGACUAAAGGUAAUGCGGGCUUGCAAUGGCUGUCGGAAGAGAAAGAUCAAGUGUGAUGCAGCCACAACCAAUACAUGGCCUUGCUCCGCAUGCACGCGCCUCAAACUCGUCUGUGUUCCCCCAACUAUCGGACAGGACGGGGACUUUGGUCCGGACUCCCAAGGCAUUGAACUCGAUGCUUCAGAUCCUCCCGGUGUCCCCGAAGGUUCUCACCAUGCAUUUCCGGUGCCCCCGGCCUAUCGAGAUGGCAACCAGACCACCAUGGGAUCUAUGCCUCCCUACAACGGAAUGGGCAUGUAUCCCCAAUUUGUUCCGGCUCCCCCAAGUCAAACCGGGAUAUAUAAUGACUUGAGGUCGCCUCCGAUGGUCAUGCAACACCAGUCAUAUCAACAAACCCCAAUGUUUGCUGGGGCACAACCAUCUUCUCUAGGAACUGACCGCGGGGUGUUUGUCGAGAAUGAUGCUUCGACUGCGGAAAACCUCAGCGACGUUCUUGGAGAGCUGAAAAUUGACGAGACGGGCAUCGCCCCAUAUAUCAGGAGGCAAAGAACAGACCGCAUAGAGCCCGAUGCGCCUGUUCAAGACGACGUCGAGGAAAGACUCCCACCCCUUAGUACAGGCGCGGGUGCGACAAUUCGGAUUCCUCCCGAACUAAUGCCCGAAGACGACGACGUGAUGAAUUACUUCCAAAUAUACUUCAAUGAGAUACACCCCUAUGUGCCCGUUAUACCGCGGGCCCAUCUAUACUACCAAUGGCAGAACGAUCGAAGCUCCAUCUCCCCACUUCUUCUCGAGGCCUUGUUUGCAUGCGCCGGGCGAUUAUCUGACGAGCCUUCAGAAGGUGCUCAGUGGUUAGCACUUGCAAACAGGCACGAGACUAGCUUUAUGGAUGUCCCCCGAUUAAGUACCAUUCAAGCUCUUCUUCUCUUACUCAAAGCCAGAGAGUCUUUGCCGAAAAAGGGCUAUUACUAUCGGUCCUGGCAGACCGUCAAGACCAUUGUCUCGAUGGCCAAGGAUCUGGACAUUCAUGAGCACUACAGUACCCAUGCCGAAGGGAGACCGUGUGAUUUGAGCCCGAUUGAAUGCCUCGUGCACACCCGAGUAUGGCAGGCCCUUUUGGUGGUAGAGGUGAUGAUCGGGGCACCUCAAGGCCGCUCCGACUAUGGCGUAGACCCUGAAACUGUUGACAUGCGUCCGACCUUGGACAUCAGGGGUCUCGAUCAGUACGAGACAGAACGUUCUCGGCAGUAUGCCUACUUCGUUCGAAACGCACACCAUAUCCGCCUCAUUACAGACAUCUAUCAUAAGGUCAAGAAACAGAAGGAUUGGGGAGCCAAUCCUCAAUUUGUGCAGAAUAAUCCACUUUUUGCAGAUUGGCUUCGCAACCUGCCGGUCGACCUGCAGGUCAACUACCCGACUGACGGCUCUCCUCCAUGGAUCCCUUCCCAUUUCGUGGGCAACAUGCAUUCUCACUGUCAUCUUGCAAUCAUCCUCCUGCACCGUCCGCAGCUUUUGGCCUCUCAAUCCUUCGCAGCGGGGGGCGAAUGGAGAGUUCACUUCUCCCUGUGCUAUUCCUCGGCAAAGAAUAUUUGCCGGCUACAGGAAGCAAUCCUCGAAAGAUUCGGGCUGCCCGGUCUUCUUUUCAUGCAACGGGGAAUCAAUUUCGCCAUUUAUUGUAUCCUCACCUGCACUAUGCUUCAUUUGGUUGCAAUUACUUCUCCAGAUCCCGAAUUUAACUCCGAUGCUCGCGACUAUUUUACUCGCCACAUGCGCAUCCUAGAGCGAUGCUCUACAGCCUGGCCCAUGCCCGAGAUCCAGGCACAGAUCGAUUCAUUGAGGCUAGCUUUCUCCGCUGAUACCAGCCGUCGUUUUGAGCUGAAACCGAGUUUCCCAUAUGGGAGUCCCUCGGAGCCCUACCAGCCCAGUCCGCCCAUGGAUGCACAUUAUCAUCCACACCUGAAUCAAGUGUCAAACAAUGUCCAGUCCAGAGUGGGUUUCAACGCGCAUCCAAUUACUCCUCCGAUUUCCACUGGUGCUGAAGACUCGAAGUCCGACACAUCCUCUCAGUUGCAAUCCCUUGGCAUGGUGCCCCAUCAACCACCUACCACCCACCCUCUGGACGCUCCAUUGGUUGAUGAAAGCAGUUGGGACCCGACCCGCAUUAUCAAUCAAUGGGACAUGGCAUUCUCCGUGAACCCCUCUACUGUCUCCGCCAAUUCGCCCCCGAUGCCGAUGAACAACACCCCACAACCCAUGUCGAACAUGGUGAAUCAUCAGUACCCAAUUCAAUACGAGUCUCCCUCCAAGGUGACGGUCCCGCCGACCCAAUCUGUAUCACCACCACAGUUCCAGACGCCACAAGUCGUGUUUAGUGCUCGAGAUUGGCAGCAGAGUGUGGCGAGUGUGUAUGAUCCACAGGGGUUGAAACGACGAUGGAACUACUCAGUGGACCUCGGUUCUGACAACGUUGUCAAGCGACAACGAUGA
This is a messenger RNA of Penicillium cinerascens, 2577 nucleotides long. RefSeq names its product Zn(II)2Cys6 transcription factor. Gene Ontology annotation, molecular function: DNA-binding transcription factor activity, RNA polymerase II-specific; zinc ion binding; DNA binding. NCBI's taxonomy places the organism in Eukaryota, Fungi, Ascomycota, Eurotiomycetes, Eurotiales, Aspergillaceae. Gene Ontology annotation, biological process: DNA-templated transcription; regulation of DNA-templated transcription. The coding region runs from base 1 to 2577 and encodes 858 amino acids. The record is from RefSeq and is a predicted model, not a curated record. The transcript is spliced from 8 exons.